AUGCCUAGCUACGUUACCGCAGCUAGUGACACAGGUCCUCCUCCAAUUAACAAAACCCGUCCUCCUCCAUCAACACCCGUCCUCCUCCAUCAACACCCGUCCUCCUCCAUCAACAACCGUCCUCCUCCAUCAACACCCGUCCUCCCCCAUCAACAUCCGUCCUCCUCCACCAACACCCGUCCUCUUCAAUCAACACCCGUCCUCCUCCAUCAACAACCGUCCUCCUCAAUCAACACCCGUCCUCCUCCAUCAACAUCCGUCCUCCUCCAUCACGCCCGUCCUCCUCCAUCAACACCCGUCCUCCUUCAUCAACACCCGUCCUCCUCCAUCAACACCCGUCCUCCCCCAUCAACACCCGUCCUCCCCCAUCAGCACCCGUCCUCCUCCAUCAACACCCGUCCUCCUCCAUCAACACCCGUCCUCCUCCAUCAACACCCGUCCUCCUCCAUCAACCCCCGUCCUCCUCCAUCAACCCCCGUCCUCCACCAUCAACACCCGUCCCCCUCAUUCAACACCCGUCCUCCGCCAUCAACACAUGUCCUCCUCCAUCAACAGCCGUCCUCCUCCAUCAACACCCGUCCCACUCCAUCAACACCCGUCCUCCUCCAUCAACACCCGUCCUCCUCCAUCAACACCCGUCCUCCACCAUCAACACCCGUCCUCCCCCAUCACACCCGUCCUCCCUCAAUCAACACCCGUCCUCCUCCAUCAACACCCGUCCUCCUCCAUCAACACCCGUCCUCCUCCAUCAACCCCCGUCCUCCUCCAUCAUCCCCCGUCCUCCACCAUCAACACCCGUCCCCCUCAUUCAACACCCGUCCUCCGCCAUCAACACCCGUCCUCCCCCAUCAACACCCGUCCCCCUCAUUCAACACCCGUCCUCCGCCAUCAACACAUGUCCUCCUCCAUCAACACCCGUCCUCCUCCAUCAACACCCGUCCCACUCCAUCAACACCCGUCCUCCUCCAUCAACACCCGUCCUCCUCCAUCAACACCCGUCCUCCCCCAUCAACCCCCGUCCUCCUCCAUCAACCCCCGUCCUCCACCAUCAACACCCGUCCCCCUCAUUCAACACCCGUCCUCCCCCUUCAACACCCGUCCUCCCCCAUCAACACCCGUCCUCCUCCAUCAACACCCGUCCUCCCCAUCAACAUCCGUCCUCCUCCAUCAACACCCGUCCCCCUCAUUCAACACCCGUCCUCCCCCUUCAACACCCGUCCUCCCCCAUCAACACCCGUCCUCCUCCAUCAACACCCGUCCUCCCCAUUAACAUCCGUCCCCCUCCAUCAACACCCGUCCCCCUCCAUCAACACCCGUCCUCCCCAUCAACAUCCGUCCUCCUCCAUCAACAUCCGUCCUCCUCCAUCAACACCCGUCCUCCGCCAUCAACACCCGUCCUCCUCCAUCAACACCCGUCCUCCUUCAUCAACACCCGUCCUCCUCCAUCAACACCCGUCCUCCCCAUCAACAUCCGUUCUCCUCCAUCAACACCCAUCCUCCUCCAUCAACACCCGUCCUCCUCCAUCAACACCCGUCCUCCACCAUCAACACCCGUCCCCUCAUUCAACACCCGUCCUCCGCCAUCAACACCCGUCCUCCACCAUCAACCCCCGUCCUCCUCCAUCAACACCCGUCCUCCACCAUCAACACCCGUCCCCCUCCAUCAACACCCGUCCUCCUCCAUCAACACCCGUCCUCCUCCAUCAACACCCGUCCCACUCCAUCAACAUCCGUCCUCCGCCAUCAACACCCGUCCUCCUCCAUCAACACCCGUCCUCCGCCAUCAACACCCGUCCUCCUCCAUCAACACCCGUCCUCCGCCAUCAACAGCCGUCCUCCCCCAUAAACCCCCGUCCUCCACCAUCGACACCCGUCCCCCUCAUUCAACACCCGUCCUCCGCCAUCAACACCCGUCCUCCUCCAUCAACAUCCGUCCUCCUCCAUCAACACCCGUCUUCCUUUAUCAACAAUCUUCCUCCUCAAUCAACCCGUCCUCUAUUAUUCGUAACUUGA
Molecule: messenger RNA, 2013 nt
Organism: Pecten maximus
Lineage: Eukaryota; Metazoa; Mollusca; Bivalvia; Pectinida; Pectinidae
Product: leucine-rich repeat extensin-like protein 5
Exons: 2
Coding region: 1-2013 (670 amino acids)
Source: RefSeq, a predicted model, not a curated record